Drosophila hydei is the source of this 1332-nucleotide messenger RNA. It is a transcript of the gene maca, whose product is annotated as polyadenylate-binding protein, cytoplasmic and nuclear. The coding region runs from base 63 to 1286 and encodes 407 amino acids. Gene Ontology annotation, molecular function: RNA binding. Gene Ontology annotation, cellular component: ribonucleoprotein complex. The record is from RefSeq and is a predicted model, not a curated record. NCBI's taxonomy places the organism in Eukaryota, Metazoa, Arthropoda, Insecta, Diptera, Drosophilidae. The transcript is spliced from 2 exons.
AUUCAGUUUGGCAACCAGUGUUGGCAAACGCGCUGCGUAGUGGACGAAACCUGUCAAGUGAAAUGAGAAUGCAUAAAAACGGUAUCCAAUUACUGCUGCGCUUUGUGAUUUUAUUUCUAAGAUCACUUUUGAGGUUUAUCACACACAUAACGAAAUCAAUGGCUAAUAUCAAGGACGCAGUAUUUGCCGAUUACAUGGCCACGACGAGUGGCUCGUCCGCCGGCCCUCGAGUGGUCGAGGGGACUAAUUUGUUGGUUAACUAUUUGCCGUUCGACAUGCAGGAGCGCGAGCUGACCAAGAUGUUCAAGAAUUUUGGGCAGCUCAAGCAGGUGAAAAUCAUACGAGAUGCGGAAACGGGCGCCAGCCAUUGCUAUGGCUUCGUUAACUACAUGAACUCGGGGCAAGCCCAUUUGGCUCUGAUCUCGGUGAACGGGCGCCAGGUGCGCGGCAAGAGACUGAAGGUGUCGUUUGCCCGUCCCGCCUCUGCAGACAUUAAGAAUGCCAAGCUCUACGUGGCCAAUUUACCAGUGGACUACGACGCAGCCAAGGUGCACGCCCUUUUCGAACGUUAUGGCAAGAUACUUGACCUAAACCUACUCAAGGAUCGCUUCACGGGUCAAUCACGUGGCGUUGCCUUUGUGCGCUACGAGCUAAGAUCCGCGGCUGAUUUGGCAAUGUCGGCCAUGAAUGACUUCUUGCUGGUUGAUGGCCACCUGCCGUUGCAAGUCAAGUUGGCCAAGCGGCCCAUGAGUUGGGAAUUGCCUAAGAAUAUGCUCCAGGAUCAUGACCAGCCUGGUCAAUCUGUGGAGCCACAGGCCACGAAACACCUAUUGAUGGAGACGUCCUCGACUGAUGUUUCACUGCACUCGGAGAAGGGCGACAUAAAACAAUUCAAGCGUCCAAUGUGCUUCAGAUUUGGCCAGAUGGAGAAUUCUACAGCUGAUUCAACAGCUCCAUCAAAGCCAUCUACAUUUGGCGACUAUAAUUUAUUGAUGAAUGUCAACUUUGGGCAGGGUCGCAAGGUCACAGUCGUGCCCAAGGACUCGCCGGACCUAGCUACAACAAAUCAACAAGACCAGGCCAAAUCCCCAGAUGUGCCAUCGAAGUGGACAAACUCUUCAUCAGAUUACGGACUAGCAGGAAAUAGUUUUGAUAACACAAAGAACUUUAAGAAAAACUCGACAUUACGUCACGCCAUGCUCUACAAAUUUCCCUCGGGUCACAAGACCAAGGAUUUGUCAGCGCCCACGCUUAAGCAGUGUGACUCUUCGUUUGACUAUUCCUGAACUCACGGAAAACAUACUGAAGACCAAUUCAAAUGAAAAUUACACA